Messenger RNA from Gigantopelta aegis, 989 nucleotides. Its product is annotated as receptor-type tyrosine-protein phosphatase alpha-like. The record is from RefSeq and is a predicted model, not a curated record. The coding region runs from base 1 to 972 and encodes 323 amino acids. The transcript is spliced from 9 exons. Gene Ontology annotation, molecular function: protein tyrosine phosphatase activity. Lineage: Eukaryota; Metazoa; Mollusca; Gastropoda; Neomphalida; Peltospiridae. Gene Ontology annotation, biological process: protein dephosphorylation.
AUGCCGUUGUCGCUGAUGACGUCACCGUCAGAAAACGAUUACUCUAAGAAAUGCAAGACGUUUGACCAUUAUCACUUCACGUCAUGGCCUGACCACGGAGUGCCUAAAGUGUUGGACUUACUGGAAUUCUUCUGGUUGACACGAGCGACUCAUCCGACCCGCCCUGGCCCUGUCCUGGUACACUGCAGUGCUGGGAUUGGCAGAACUGGAACGUACAUCGCUCUACAUAUCCUGACAGACGAGAUGAACAAAACUGGAAGAAUGAACAUACUGGAAAUGAUGACCAAGAUCAGAGAUCAAAGGAAAAACAUGGUCCAGACAAAGAGUCAGUAUGAAUGUAUUUUCACCACAAUGGUUGAAGUUGCAAAAUAUGGACAAACAGAUAUGACCACAUCUGACUACACACAGAAAUAUGCUGAGUCGAAAGGAUCUUUGAGAAUGGGUCACAAAACGCUUGAUGAGCUAGCUGAGGUAAUUGCCUCCACUGACACCUCUGAUAAAGGUACUCCAUUGGCGAACAAACUGUGGGUUGAUGGAAAGGAUGAUCUUUUUGUUGUACAAGCUCCAUCGAAGAUGCUGAAUAAAGGUUACCUGUUGGUUUACACUCCACAACGAACAGAGAAUCUGCUGUGGAAGCUGAUUAUGGAGAAUGAUUCACUGACUCUUGUCACUCUGGGUAACAAGAAAGAUACGAAAUUCAUCCCAAGUCCCAGCAAUUCCAGUAGCUACGGAAACGCAACUGUGACAUCAGUGACUGAGACGUCUGUCACGAACGAAAUAACAUUAAGGAUUCUUAAUGUUGAAAUGAAGGGAUCAGAUGAAAAGAAAGAAAUCGCCAACUUUUCCGUGCGGUCUUGGACCAACACUUCUAACACUUCCACAGUGAUAAGUUGUCUAACAACUCUGACAGAACAAAUCCUGGACAGACAGAACAAUCUGAAAUUUCACCCUGUCACGGUUGUCUUUGAGUAAGUAACACAAUUACCUAA